AUGGCAUCGUCGCCGAGAACACCCCAUUCACAUUUUCCCUUAAAGCGACAGAGCACACAGCACAUUUUCAGCUGUUAUGCCUGCUCCUAUUACCCAACUUCUUUCUUCAUAGCCUACAUGUCACGCAUAUGCAAAGCCAUGGCGGACAAUGGAGAGGGAAGCUCGAGACCUCCUAUAUGGCACAGCAGAGUUCCCGAAGCGCAGCCUCCUCGAAUUCCAUUUCCUUACAUCAACCCGCCUCCAGAGCCUCGGCCUGAAGACGUCCUGCCUGAUAUUUUUGAGCAACGGCCGGACAUAUACCCAGGAAGUGCAUGGCGAGGAUGGCGUCUUCGAGCACCUUUUGGCCUGAAACACAACCUUCCGCAGUAUGAGAUGAACAAACAGUGUACCCAUGGCAUUAUGGUUCGCCGGUUUGUGGACGAUCGUAUACUUUGUCCCAACUGCGCUCGCCAGCCCCUUCUUGGAUGGUUGCUCCUCUGCGUCGAAGAUCUCGAUCAACCAAACGGUCCGGGGCUGUCACGAGGAAUUUCCAGAGCCAUGAUAAACGGUCACUACACUUUCAGAGAGAGAACGAUCGUCAGGCAACAGAGGGCAAUCGUGUUGCAGCAUAUGGAGCAAGAGUAUGGGUUGGCAGCAGCUCCAUUCUCACACAUCGAAGUCAUCCAGGGAAUCGAACCGGGCGACGAGGUCGAUGAUAACGGCAACGAUGGACUGCCCACAGAGAGAAUGGAGGGUAUCCGCCAGGAGAAUCAGGUAGAAUCAAUGCCUUGUCUGGAACAACCUUCCAGGCAGCCGCGUCCACCUUGCCGAUUCUGGUGCUGCUACCAUUGUAUGGAUCAUAUCCCGGAGCGUGCCUCCAUCCAUCUUGACGGCUUCUUCAAAAAUCCAUGUACUGCGAUCACCCUUCCAUGGGAGCUCAGCAACAAAAGGGUUUCGGACGCUAGGGUUGUCCGCAACUUGGACAAUCAUUACAAGCAGAGGGAGCAUUUCUUUGGGUUGCCAACUCCUCCUUAUACAUUAUCCGAAAGCAUGAGUCUCGCAAUAAUGCAGCCCCGGCUUAUGCGCCUUUGCGCAAUUGCAUCACGGACUGAUCUGCGUAGUCUUUGCGAUCCGUUGAAAGUAAAAGAAUAUUCAAGCGCAGGUCUUAUUCCCGGGGUCAGUGACAGUGACAGUGGAUCAGCACAUUCCUUUUUGAGCGGCGGCUCGAGAGGCAUCUUGAUAGCUUAUGCUAAAGAGAACGCUGUUGAGCCUGCUGAAGUACGGAGCACUCAUGAGCGUGAAAGUGACCUUGAUGUCGAAGUGGGCGAUGACGAUUAUGGUUUGGAAUCGCUAUUUCGCAGUACGACUUUGGACAUUUGCGACCUCAACUGA
Messenger RNA from Aspergillus fumigatus Af293, 1371 nucleotides. RefSeq lists its product as uncharacterized. NCBI's taxonomy places the organism in Eukaryota, Fungi, Ascomycota, Eurotiomycetes, Eurotiales, Aspergillaceae. The record is from RefSeq and is a predicted model, not a curated record. Bases 1 to 1371 code for a protein of 456 amino acids. The transcript has a single exon.